Molecule: messenger RNA, 1023 nt
Organism: Leptopilina boulardi
Lineage: Eukaryota; Metazoa; Arthropoda; Insecta; Hymenoptera; Figitidae
Exons: 4
Coding region: 335-814 (159 amino acids)
Source: RefSeq, a predicted model, not a curated record
AAUAUUGUUUAACUUGUGAAAAUCACUUUGUUGCAUGUACUUUGAACUCUGCACUUUGCGUCAAUACAUAUAUAUUAUUGUUAGGUAUACUUUUAUCAUGUAUAGUUCCCUUGGUUACUUGUAAUCACAACAUCCUGACAUCGAGUAGCUCCACUUUGCUUGUUCGAUGCUUCUCGUUACCAUUCAAAAUGUCCAUUUUUCCCAGAAACAAUCUUCAUCUAUUUUACAAUAAAAAAUAUACGUCAAUUUUUAAAUUGUGUAUACUACAAUAGUGAUUAAAAAAAACACGCAAAUUCUUCCUCAUCAAAUAUUUAAUUUAAAAAAAAGGAAAAAAAUGAGGAAUUUUAAUUGUAAACACUGUCUGAGUAUUUUUAUUCUAAUUCUUUUUGAAAUUCCUCAAGAAGGCAAAACUUUGGAUUGCUUCAAAUGUGUUUCAAUUGGUGGAGAUAACAAACCCUGUGAUGACCCAUUUCAUAACAAUGGAAGUUUGGAGUUUCUAGAGUCUCCUUGUUUAGGGGGUCGUAAAAAUAGAGAUGGUCUUUUUCCUGCAACCGCUUGUGUAAAAAUAGCAGGAAUUUACUACGAUUCUGGAGUGUCAUUAACAAUUAGAAGUUGCGCUUUAGAUAGUGGUACAUUAACAACAGAUUCCGAAUUAAUACGAAUGUCUCACUGUGGAGGAUUUUAUUUCGAAAAUAGAUACGUUAAAGGAUGUGUUCAAUCGUGUAGUGAUGCUGACGCUUGUAAUUUAUCUACUCGAAAUUUGAAGCCUACAAUUCUUCUCAUAAUAUCCUAUUUAACUUUGAAAUAUUUCUAAAAUUAAAUUCUCUUUCUAGUCAUUUAGAAACUUUAUUAAAAUAACGAACACCAAUUUUUUAAUUAUAAAUCAUACUGUGAUUCAUUUAUUUUCAAUUUUGGACAUUCAAUAUCCAAAGUUGAAAAUUAGAAAGUAUUUUCAAAGUAUUUUCACAAUGUGUUCAUUUUUACAACGAAACAAAAAUUUUAUGUCUUUUAUUUUUACUUAUA